UCUGUUCGCUCAACUGUUCUACUUAACAAACCAUUUCUCGACAAACUCUUCCUUCUUCUUCUUCUUCUUCCACUUUCUCUCCAUAAGCACAACCAAGAAACAAAAGUCCACCCCAAAGUCUUCCCUCAUUUCUUCUUUAAAUCUCUCCUUCUUCAUCUUCCCAUUUCAACAUUUCCCAAAUCCCAAAAUUCCAUUACUUAUUUCCAAUUUCGGGCAUUCAUGGAGGCACAAGCAUCCACAAUCAAUCAUCCAUUCGGCGACUCCUUUGCAAUGCAGCUCACCGGAAAAAUCAUGUUCGCUGCCAUUUUAAUUCUCUGUUUAGUCAUUGCCUUCGUUCUCCUUCUCCAGCUUUACUCCCGUUGGUUCUUAUCUCGCCUUCACCAAUCCUCCUCUGAUUCCGCCACCAAUCAAGAAUCUCCUGUUUCCACUACAUUGCGCAAGGGCCUUGAUUCCGCCGUCCUCCACUCGAUUCCGGUGGUGGUGUUCUCCCCGGCGGAUUUCAAAGAGGGAUUAGAAUGUGCUGUGUGUUUGUCGGAGUUAAGUGAAGGUGAGAAAGCUCGGUUGCUUCCGAGAUGUAACCAUGGCUUCCACGUCGAUUGUAUUGAUAUGUGGUUCAAAUCGAAUUCCACCUGCCCUCUUUGUAGAAACCCAGUGGCAAUCACAGAACCGAAUUUAGAACAGAAUCCAGAAACUGAAUCUUCAACGGAGUCUCCGAUUUUUCCUACUAAUGUUCUGUUUUGGGGGAAUCAAAUGCAGGUUAGUUCAAGAGGGGUUUGUUUAGAAGAACCUCAAAUUUCUUCUUCUUCUUCUUCUUCUUCUUCUCCUUCUUCUCCUUCUUCAGCAAAUGCAAUGGUGGUAAUUGAUAUUCCAAGCCAGCCCUCUACAUCCGGCGCCAGCACUUGUUUCGCCGAUGAAGAGAUGGGAUCGGUUGUGACGAACAGAUUGAGAACAUUGAAAAGGCUUUUGAGCAGAGAGAGAAGAAUUGGGAACAAUCCCAUUUCUUCAGAUAUUGAACAAGAAGGGAUAGGGCAGAGCUAAAGAGAAUUAAGAAGAAAAAAAAAAUCGAUUGUGGUUUUUUAAAAUCUCUUGCACAUAUAGAAGGUUAGAAGAAUCGGAUUUUUUUUUUUUUUCAUUUUGAAAAUUGUUUUUGAGUUUCAAGCAAGAGACUGUGAGGUUCAUAGUCCGGCUGUUGCCAUUGUAAAACUUGGAAUUAUGUGGAUGAAAACAAAGAAUUGAUUGUAAUGUGAAAAACAAGAAGUGGGUUUCAUUUAUGUUAAAUUUGAGAAAUGGAGAGAAGAGAGUUCAUCUUCUUGGGUUU
Molecule: messenger RNA, 1318 nt
Organism: Cucumis melo (muskmelon)
Lineage: Eukaryota; Viridiplantae; Streptophyta; Magnoliopsida; Cucurbitales; Cucurbitaceae
Product: RING-H2 finger protein ATL60
Exons: 1
Coding region: 220-1038 (272 amino acids)
Source: RefSeq, a predicted model, not a curated record